Molecule: messenger RNA, 1140 nt
Organism: Penicillium salamii
Lineage: Eukaryota; Fungi; Ascomycota; Eurotiomycetes; Eurotiales; Aspergillaceae
Source: the annotation of a GenBank genome assembly
AUGGCAACCUUGAGUUUCGCCUUGGUCAACAACACCGGAUCGAAUAAUUCCUUUGCCUACGUCACAGGCUUGGCACUUGACCAAAACAAUGCGCUCUUCCUUUUGCGAUCCGAUGGCAGGACGGGAUAUUUCCCUUCCAGGCCAUCUGGCAUCUUGAGCAACCUCGAGGCAGACUGUGGAAUCUACUUGGGUGCACCUGGAAGUACCACCUACAUCACCAUCCCGCACCUCGCGGGUGCUCGGCUGUGGUUUGUGCGAGACAACAGACUGACCUUUUAUCUCAACCCCACUCCCACGGGCGCUGCACUGGUCGAGCCUUCGGUAUCCAAUCCCUCGGACCCCAAUUACAACCUGAAUUGGGCCUUUUGUGAGUUCACAUGGAACAACGCUCAGCUUUAUGCCAACCUGAGCUAUGUCGACUUUGUCUCGUUGCCUAUCGCCAUGACCUUGACAAAUGCAUCUGGUGGAACUCAGACUGUGCAUGGCCUACCAGGCAACGGACUCGAUCGGAUUUGCAAUGAGCUCAGGGCCCAGAAUGAUAGAGACCACGCUGGUUGGGAUCAACUUGUGGUCCAGCGCAACGGUGUUAAUCUUCGCGCUCUGUCUCCAAACAUGGGGAAGAUUUUGAACAACUCUCUGUUCAACAAUUAUUAUGAAGACUACGUCAACCAAGUCUGGGGAUAUUAUGAUAACAAUACCAGCAAUCUCUUGACUGUCAACACCCAAGCCGCAGCCGGUGAUGUCACUGCCAAAUGUUCCUGGGGUGUGAUGUACUUCUCAGUUCCAGGAAUCUCGUACGCCAAGCCAUCCACUGCCGACAUUUUCAGCAAUAGUUCUGGGCCCUUCGCUGCUACUGGAAACAGUACAAAAGACGCCAUCACUGCUCGCCUCGCUGCUGCAUUCAAUCGUUCGACUUUACUGCUGAAUGAGAGCCAGCCUAAUGGAGAAACCGUCUCUCAAUACUAUAAUGCCUGGCCCACAAACCAUUACUCGCGCAUCUGUCAUUCAGUGAGUGUUGACAAACGAGGAUAUGCAUUCCCCUAUGAUGACGUGGCACCAAAUGGUGGUCCGGAUCAGUCUGGAAGUGUUUACGACGGCAAUCCGCGUCUCCUGACUGUCACCGUCGGUGGCACUUACUAG